GUGUCACAGGGAGCACCACCUCCUCCACCGCCACCGUCAGGAGCAGGAGCAGCCGCCGGGGAGACGGGAGCCGUCGUCUUGUUUAUUCCACGCGAGAGAAACUUUCCUCCACGAUGUCCGGAUUAGACAGCAACCCCUUCGUGGACCCGGUGGACGUGAAUCCCUUCCAGGAUGCGUCAAUCACACAGGCCACCAGCAGAGCCGCCGCCGCCAACGCCGGGGAGUUCAACCCGUUCUCUGCAAGUGAAAUGGAAACGCACACUGGAAAGACCAUCCCCCUGUCCGCUGCCUCCUCUCAGCCGGCCAUCCUGCAGACCUCCGUGGAGCAGAGCGCGCAGGCAAACGCGGCUUCUGGCCAGGCCGACCUGUUGAGGCAGCAGGAGGAGCUGGAGAAGAAGGCCGCCGAGCUGGAGCGGAAGGAGAGGGAGCUCCGGAACAGCAGCAGCAGCAGCAGCGGCGGCGCCGGCAGGACGCCCAACGCUGGAGAGAACAACUGGCCACCUCUUCCCUCGUUCUCCCCCGUGAAGCCCUGCUUCUAUCAGGACUUUGAGGUGGACAUCCCCGAGGAGUACCGCAGGAUCUGCAAGAGAAUGUACUACCUCUGGAUGUUCCACAGCGCCACCCUCUUCCUCAACGUGCUGGCCUGCCUGGCCUACUUCACUGCGAGCGCCGACUACGGCGUUGACUUCGGCCUGUCCAUCCUGUGGUUCGUCCUCUUCACCCCCAUGUCCUUCGUCUGCUGGUACAGGCCCGUCUACAAGGCCUUCAGGUCUGACAGCUCCUUCAGCUUCUUUUUCUUCUUCUUUGUCUUCUUCUUCCAAGUGGCAGUGUACAUCAUCCAGACGGUCGGGAUCCCCAGGUGGGGAAACAGCGGGUGGAUCGCAUCCAUCAGCAUGAUCGGCUCAAACUUGCCCGUGGCCGUGGUCAUGAUGGUGGUGGCCGGAUUCUUCACGGUGAACGCUGUGCUGGCUGUGAUUCUACUCAAGAUGGUCCACUCCAAGUACAGGAGGACCGGUGCCAGCUUCAGCAAGGCCCAGCACGAGUUCUCCCACGGCGUCCUGACCAACCAAACCGUGCAGACGGCUGCGAGCAGCGCCGCGGCCUCCGCUGCCCAGGGAGCCUUCGGCAGGAGCCAGGGGAACUAGACGGCGUCUCAGGCUACAAACCCCUUCAGGGUCAGAGUUUGAUCUGUUUUGUGAAAAAGUCCCCGAAAACAAAAAAAACAAAAAAACAUAACAUUUGGAGAGAAAUUGUCCUCCGCUUUUUCCCCCCCACCUACGGUUUAAACAUGCAGAAGACACGCUAGAGGUCCUGUACCAGCAUGUAAGGGCGUGCGUACAUUAUGUGUUGCUUGUUAUUGAACUCUGAUCAGUGUGCAGCUAGAUUGCAGCCGUCAAAAAUUGAUUCUGGGAAAUUUUCGGAAGGAGACAGAAAACUGGAGUUGAAUCAAACGGGGCGAAGAAGGAGGCGGCGGGUGUGACGGAAGUUAAUUGGCAAGUCACUGGAAUACAUUUAACGUGGUCGACUAAAGAUGCACGGGACACCACUGAACAGGGCUGGAGUUUAGUGAUAAAGUACGUCUAUUUAAAUCCCUUCACUGGAAAAUGCGCGGGAGGGGGAGCACUUGGAUUUUCAUAUCUAACCUACAGGCGCAUCAUAAAUAAACACUGGGAGGAGUUGGGAUUAGUUUAACAGCUCACUUGACAUGAGAAUGUUUCUCCAUCACUGAAUGAUGGAUCCACUUAAUGUAUGAAUAUAUGUUUGUGUCAUUACAGCGGAAUGUAGAGCGGCAGCGUUUAUGUCAUUCCGCCUGAUGAACAACUUUAAACGCAUUCAGUCCACUUUAUACACCACUGUACUGGAUCCGUGAAACGAGACGCAUCCAUCCUGCUGUUUGAGUUCUGCUCUGAUUUAGUGUUUUUUGAUGUGUACAAAACUGUAUAGGAUGAUGAUUAAUGAAGGGGACGGGAUGAAGGGUUUCUUUUCUACUCUUUUCAUCGCUUCACUGAUGAAGUGUGACCAAUGUCCUCUCAGGGCAAAUGAAGACAUUGUUUAAAUGGGAUGGAACAUUUUAAUUCAUCAUGUUGAUUUCUGAAGACUUGUGUUUAUAUAUAUAUCUAUAUAGAUAGAUAUAAAAUCAAUGUGGAGUUUUGCUGCGAAUAAAAUGAAACACAGGGUGCAGGUUUGAUAAUGUUAGGUUACUGACAUAGUAUAGAAUGUAGAUGUAUGUGCAGUACUUAAAAGUGUAUUAACGAGCAUAACGAACACAUUUAUCUGGAUAUUAUCUAUUAAUUAUACUGCAGACCAAUGUCUCCUGUUACUAAAUAGACACAAAUACUUUGUAUUUCUGCGCUGCGUUCUACCUACUUGUUGGGUAUUUACAUUUUUACUUGUGAAUAUACAUCUUAUAAGUUGAAGAAUUCUGA
Molecule: messenger RNA, 2426 nt
Organism: Gasterosteus aculeatus aculeatus (three-spined stickleback)
Lineage: Eukaryota; Metazoa; Chordata; Actinopteri; Perciformes; Gasterosteidae
Gene: scamp2l
Product: secretory carrier membrane protein 2, like
Biological process (GO): protein transport
Cellular component (GO): recycling endosome membrane; trans-Golgi network membrane
Source: RefSeq, a predicted model, not a curated record